AUGGUCAAGAAAGGGAAAGGAAAAGCCGGAGGGGGCAUUGAUCUCUCUGAUCCUAUGCCAUCUGCACCAUCCAAGAACCCAGUCAAGGGCAAAAAGGGCCAAAAAGGUGGCAUCGCAACUCCUGAAGCAGCGCCCUCCUCAGAGCCUCCCAAGCCUACGGUGAAGCAGCUUAUCGGCGGUUCUUCAUGGACCGGAAAACUACCAGUCAACCUGCUCAGCGAGUACUGCCAGAAACAGCGCUGGGAAAGGCCUGAUUAUGACACCAGAAAGACUCCAGAGGGGUUCUCGGUCUGGGUUACGAUGAGCGCAAAGGAUCCCAAGACGCAGGAAACCACCAGGCUUGAGCCCUUCAAGAUUCCAGCAACUCAUAAACAUCUCAUCACGCGACCUACCGCCAUAGAAGCUAAGCAUGCAGCAGCCACAUAUGCUCUUUUCAGAGUCUGCAGCAUGCAGAACAAACACACAGUUUUACCACCGGAGCACAAAUCACUAUGGAAAGACUUCCAGGCCCUCAAGGUGCAGGACCUGAAGGAGGGAAAGGCUUGGAUGUAUGAGCCAGACCCAUUCAAGGCACUCCAGGAGCGCCAGGAGGCUAAGGCUGCUGCGGACAAAAAGAGAAAGGAGAUUGAAGCUGCUAGAGCCAAGGCUGCGGCCAUGCCUGGUGCUUCUGGGUUGGCUUUGAUGAGUAGUUCUGGGAAAGACGGAAGGUCAUCGAACAUCAUGAAGGGAUGGAACACUGCGCCUAAAGUCGAGAUGGGCAAGAAGACUAGAGCGCAGUUGGAAACUCUGUUACGAAGAGGCGUCAAGUGGAACCCCAACGACAUUCAAAUGUCGAAACCUCAGAAAGAUUCUAUUGUUGCUGAGUUCAGUAAACUCAGCUUUCGCAGAAGCCAUGUGGAAGAAGCAGUCGAGUAUUGUAAGGAUCGGGAAGAGACCCUUGAGUGGCUACUAAUCCACGUUCCCGAAGACGAUCUUCCUCGAUGGGCUUUGCCAGAAAGUUAUGCUGCUGGUGUAUCAGUUGGUACCACGAACCUAAGAAGGCAGGGCAUCAUUAAGAGACUCGCCCAGGCAGGAUACUCGCUUGAACUAGCCACGAGAGUGUUGGACGAGCAAGACGUCGACGAAGACAAAGCUGCUGAGACGUUGCAGAAUUUACUUUUCCCAUGCGAGAACAGCAACUCUGACGACGCCGACUUCUUGGACCUAGGUUCACCUGAGGAACAAUGGGAGGAAGAGGUUGGGAGUCUUGAAGCGAUGUACGGGGACGGAUUCGAGCGUGAUGGUGAUAAUGUCAUUCGUAUCAAACUGGAUUCUGUCAAGAACGGGCAACAACUUGUCGACGCGUCCUUGCAAAUUCGCCGUCCAGCGACUUACCCUGCGAACUUGAUCCUGUCGAUCGUGGCCAACAUUCCUUCUUACAUCAAACUGAGCAUCGUCCGAAAAGCGCUUGAACAUAUUGAAGAGUCUCUGAGAGAUGAGCCCAUGAAGAUAUAUCUGACGAUGGACUGGGUUCAGCAGAACAUCAAUGGUAUCAUUGAGGAUCCUGGAAAACUUGUGGAUAUUUCUGCAGUUUCUUCAGCUGCAGCCGAGUACAAGCCCGUGGCGGCCAUCACACAGAAGAAACGAUCGGCUCGAGCUCCUAAGCUAAUCAAGUGGAUCAAGGAUGAAAAGACUCGAGAACAGUGGCUUCGACGACAAGAGUCAACCUCGUUGAAGAGUAUGAUCGCUAAGCGACAGAACUUGCCCGCUUGGAGGAUGCGGGAAGCCAUUAUUGGUACCGUCAGAAGCAACCAUGUCACCAUCAUCAGUGGAGAAACAGGUUCAGGUAAAUCUACACAGUCCAUGCAAUUCAUCCUUGAUGAUUUGUAUUCGCAGGGGCUCGGUGGUUGUGCAAACAUAAUUGUCACCCAGCCACGUCGAAUUUCAGCACUUGGACUUGCGGAUCGUGUAGCGGAAGAAAGGUGCUCACGAGUUGGAGAUGAAGUGGGAUAUGCUAUUCGUGGAGAGUCCAAGAGAUCAAAGGAUACCAAGAUCACGUUUGUCACGACUGGUGUUUUGCUUCGACGGUUGCAAACCUCUGGAGGCCGGGUAGAGGACGUAGUGGCAUCUUUGGCAGACGUCAGUCACGUCGUGAUUGAUGAGGUGCACGAGCGAAGUCUCGAUACUGACUUCUUACUUAACCUCAUUCGCGAGGUCAUGAAAUCCAAGAAGGAUAUGAUGAAGCUUAUUCUCAUGUCUGCUACGCUCGAUGCCGCGACCUUCAAGAACUACUUUGCCUCGGAAGGACUCAGCGUAGGCACCGUGGAAAUUGAGGGUCGAACAUUCCCGGUAGAUGAGUACUACCUGGACGACGUGAUCCGAAUGACUGCGUACGGAGUUGAAAGCGCUGAAUCUGAGUUCAUUAGCGGGGAGGCUCUUGGUAAAGUCAUCCAAAAGCUUGGCCAUCGCAUCAACUAUAACCUGCUGGUCGAGACUGUCAAAGCAAUUGAUUUUGAGUUGUCCUACGAGAAGAAGCCUGGCGGUAUUCUCAUCUUCCUGCCUGGAGUCGGCGAGAUCAACCAGGCCUGCCGCGCACUUAAAGCGGUCAACUCUCUCCAUGUUCUCCCACUCCAUGCAUCGCUCGAGACACGCGAGCAAAAACGAGUGUUUUCUGGUGCCCCCCCAGGAAAGAGAAAGAUUGUGGUCGCGACCAACGUUGCAGAGACAUCAAUUACCAUUGACGACAUCAUAGCGGUCAUUGACAGUGGAAAGGUCAAGGAAACUAGUUUUGAUGUUCAGAACAACAUGCGCAAGCUCGAGGAAACGUGGGCCUCGCGGGCUGCCUGCAAGCAACGACGUGGUCGAGCCGGUCGAGUGCAAGAGGGCAGAUGCUACAAGCUCUUUACGCAGAACCUAGAGCAGCAGAUGCCUGAGCGACCAGAGCCCGAGAUUCGUCGUGUGCCUUUAGAACAACUUUGUCUGUCGGUCCGUGCAAUGGGAAUGAAGGAUGUUGCUGGGUUUCUCGGCAGAUCUCCUACGCCCCCUGACGCAACUGCUAUUGAUGGAGCUAUGAAGCUCCUACAGCGCAUGGGAGCACUCGAUGGUGACGAGCUUACCGCCAUGGGUCAACAGUUAGCCAUGUUACCAGCUGACUUGAGAUGUGGUAAGCUGAUGGUGUUUGGUGCCAUCUUUGGCUGUUUGGAUAAUUGUGUGACGAUUGCCGCAAUUCUAAGCACACGAAGCCCUUUUGUAUCACCACAAGAGAGGAGAGAAGAAGCAAAGGAGGCUCGUAUGGGAUUUUAUACUGGCGAUGGUGAUCUUUUGACAGAUCUCCAGGCUUUCCUGGAGUGGGACUUCAUGAUGCAUGACCGCAUCCCUCAUCGUCAAGUACGGACGUGGUGUGAUGAAAACUUCCUAAACUUCCAGUCUCUGUCCGACAUUUCCAACACACGCGCACAGUACUACACGGCUCUGGGAGAGAUUGGCAUCGUUGCGCCUUCUCAGGCAUCAAGUGAGGCUCAUGCGGCCAAAGCUAACUCCGAUGGGUCUCAGUUGUUGAGAGCGUUGGUUGCGGCGGCUUUUACGCCGCAGAUUGCUCGCAUUCAGUAUCCUGACAAGAAGUUUGCUAGUUCUAUGUCUGGUGCUGUAGAGCUGGACCCUGAGGCGAAGUUGAUCAAGUUUUUCAACCAGGAGAAUGGAAGAGUGUUUGUUCACCCGAGCAGUACACUAUUCGGAAGUCAAGGGUUCUCGGGCAAUGCGGCGUACAUGGCGUACUUCAGUCUCAUCUCGACAAGCAAGAUCUUUAUUCGGGACCUGACACCUUUCAACGCAUACACGCUCUUGCUCUUCUCGGGGCCAAUUGAGCUUGAUACUCUGGGACGAGGUCUUCUUGUAGACGGUUGGCUGCGACUUAGAGGAUGGGCACGCAUUGGUGUUUUGUUAGCGAGACUUCGAAGUAUGGUAGAUGAGCUCAUUGCAAAGAAGGUUGAGAAUCCAGAGAUGAGUGUUCAGGAUGAUGAGGUCAUUACUUUGGUUAGGAGGAUGAUUGAACUUGAUGGUUUGGAUGCUUAG
Messenger RNA from Fusarium sp. VM40, 4050 nucleotides. The record is from the annotation of a GenBank genome assembly. NCBI's taxonomy places the organism in Eukaryota, Fungi, Ascomycota, Sordariomycetes, Hypocreales, Nectriaceae.